Molecule: messenger RNA, 1889 nt
Organism: Desarmillaria tabescens
Lineage: Eukaryota; Fungi; Basidiomycota; Agaricomycetes; Agaricales; Physalacriaceae
Product: kinase-like domain-containing protein
Exons: 11
Coding region: 122-1750 (542 amino acids)
Biological process (GO): protein phosphorylation; signal transduction
Cellular component (GO): cytoplasm
Molecular function (GO): protein kinase activity; ATP binding
Source: RefSeq, a predicted model, not a curated record
UCAUUCAGCAUAAAUCCGGCUAGGUACUCGUGAUCACUAUUCAUGAUGGGGGAAACAAUGCCUCGUGUCUGGGAGCGCUUGCAAUUCAAUAGCUAUUCUUUUCUGCUACUAUCCAUCAUCCAUGGCGGCGCUUACUACCGCUUCCACUACUCGAGAAAGGACAUACUCGGGUUCCCCACUUGCUAUCUCUCCAUAUCCACUCAAGACGUUGCAUCAAGUCGGCGCAACCGAUACUCUUGAAAUCUAUGUUGAAACUUUAGGGAAAUUAUUAGAAGACCAUGAUUACCUACCUGGGAACCGAAAACUUCUGAAAGCUAUUGUUAAGGUUGUAAACUGCCUAGAACAAUAUCCCAACCCCGUCGGUCCCGAAGUCAUGCUGCAUCAAACAUUAACAGAUGCUGUCAAAGCAAUAAGAGCUGUCAAGUGGUACAAGCUCCCCUUCAGGAUGAGGACGAAGAAACGUGAUGCAAUAGGCGUUAUCAGGCAGGCAAUCUGGGACUAUGUGGAGGCUAAAGCCGAUUCUGCAUACGAGGGUUUUGAUACAAACCUGAACACAAGGACCUCUUUGAGGUCACUGUUGAACACGAGCGCAACAAGCGUCAGCACAACUACUUUUGAUGCGCACAUUGAUCUCCUCGGAGGCCAGUCUGAUUCGGACGAUGAUCAAAGCGGUAAAUCAGACGCCGAAGAUAAUCUCGAGGGCUUACCUUGGAUAACUGAUAUACGCGACUUUCUCCGAUCUGACCGUCCUUUCAGGCAUAUUGCUCGCGUUGCACCUGAUAAUUCUGACAAGGUCAUCAAUUUUCUACAGCUGGAAUGCGAUAAAAACAGGGAAGAUACUCUUUAUCAUGCGCGGUGUAUCAAAUGCCUAUUCUACAUGACGAGAUUCCAUGGUAUUCUUCCCACCUCCUUUUCAUGCCGGCAUGCGAGACGUAUUGGCAACCGCCCCAUAUGGGGAGGUGGAUUCGCCGAUAUAUGGAAAGGCCGUAUGGACGACGAGCUCAUCUGCAUCAAGGUUCUUCGUGUGUUCAUGGACAACGGCAUCGAACAACGAAAUAAAAUGAUAAAGGAUUUCUGCCGCGAGGCACUCGUCUGGAGGAACCUUUAUCACCCAAGUAUUCUUCCUUUCCUCGGUGUCAGCAGGCAUCUCUUCGCACCAAGUUUUUGUCUGAUAUCCCCGUGGAUGGAAUAUGGGAAUAUAAUGACUUGUCUUAGUGAAAGACCCCAUCAGAUCCAACGGAUAACAGCAAUAACCCAAGUUGCCGAAGGAAUCGCAUACCUUCACGGCCUCAAUCCACCAAUAGUGCACGCUGACAUUCGCGGGGCUAAUAUCUUAGUCAAGGACGACUUAUCCUGUUGCCUGUCCGACUUCGGUCUGGCUCUCGCCGUUGAGUCGCACGUAGGGACAACCUCCUCGUCAAGGACAUUCUUAGGCGGCUCCUUACGGUGGAUGCCUCCUGAAAUAAUGGAUGACAAGCAAUUCGAUCCCGCCUAUAUCACUGCACGAGACGUGUACUCCUUUGGAUGCACGGUUAUUGAGAUAUAUACCGGCAAACCGCCGUUCUCUCACAUUCGAAAAGAGGCGGCCAUUAUCAAUGAAGUGUUGACCCACGGGAGUCGACCCAAUAAGCCACUCGAUAUUCCGGACUGGCUGUGGGAGCUGGUAUCAAAAUGUCUGGUCUCUCCCGCGAGUCGAAGACUUACGGCUCAAAAGCUGGUAAACGUUUUAACUUUGGGGGAUAAUGUUUAGCGUACGAGGUAACAGAAUCACGGAUAGGAUAUUUAUGGAAGGGAAGUGAGACCAGCUGUCGAACGUGGGGCAGUAAAAAGCGUGUUGAAGGUGUAUGAGAUAAUAUUGGAAUAAGAUACCAAGACAGCUUUGCCGACGA